ACAGGCGGGACUGAGGACCCGGAGAGCUGGAGGAAGGAGGGCUUGUGCGGGGCUGGGCUGGGCUCCGCCCGUUGGCUUACUCGCUUCCUACCCGGCUGCGGAGCGCUGUUGCGGACGAUGAAGAAGCUAUACAUUGGCAACCUGAGCCCGGCCGUGACUGCCGAGGAGCUCCGGCAGCUCUUCGGGGACAGGAAGUUGCCACUCACCGGGCAGGUCCUGCUCAAGUCCGGCUACGCUUUCGUGGACUACCCGGACCAGAACUGGGCCAUCCGCGCCAUCGAAACUCUCUCCGGUAAAGCAGAGUUGCAUGGCAAAGUCAUGGAAGUGGAUUAUUCAGUCCCCAAAAAAUUAAGUAUACUAAUUGAUCUUGCUUUGUGGACUCUUUCUUCACAGAAGCAGGAAGAUUCAAUCCGGAAUAUUCCUCCACAUUUACAGUGGGAGGUGCUAGAUGGUCUUUUAGCGCAACAUGGGACAGUAGAGAAUGUAGACAAGUUGGUUACCACACAAGUAUAUUUCUUUUGUUUUGGUUUCUUAGUUAACACAGAAUCAGAGACAGCAGUUGUCAACGUUACAUAUGCAACAAAAGAAGAAGCAAAAGUAGCAAUUGAGAAACUUAGUGGUCACCAGUUUGAGAACUAUUCCUUCAAGAUUUCCUACAUCCCAGAUGACGAGGUCAACUCCCCUCAGCCCCCCCAGAGAUCCCGCCGUGGAGGCCACUCUUCCAGGGAGCAGGGCCCCUCCUCUGGGGGCUCCUCGCAGUCCAAACAGCAUGAUUUCCCACUACGGAUCCUGGUCCCCACGCAAUUUGUUGGUGCAAUCAUAGGAAAGGAGGGCUUGACCAUAAAGAACCUUACUAAGCAAACCCAGUCCAAGGUAGACAUCCAUCGGAAAGAAAAUGCUGGUGCUGCCGAGAAACCAAUAACCAUUCAUGCCACCCCUGAAGGGUGUUCAGAAGCAUGUCGCAUGAUACUUGAUAUUAUGCAGAAGGAGGCUGAAGAAACAAAAUCGGCUGAAGAGAUUCCUUUGAAAAUCUUAGCACACAACAGCUUGGUUGGAAGAUUGAUUGGCAAAGAAGGAAGAAACUUGAAGAAAAUUGAGCAAGAUACGGGGACCAAAAUCACUAUUUCUCCUUUGCAGGAUUUAACCAUUUAUAACCCUGAAAGAACCAUCACUGUGAAGGGUACCAUUGAGGCCUGUACCAAUGCUGAAGUAGAGAUAAUGAACAAACUGCGGGAAGCCUAUGAGAAUGACGUGGUAGCAAUCAAUCAACAAGCCAAUCUCAUCCCUGGACUUAAUCUCAAUGCAUUGGGCAUCUUCUCAACAGGUUUAUCCAUGCUUCCCUCAGGAGCUGCAGCCCGUAGACCUGCUAUUACUUCUCCCUACAACCCUUUUGCUUUGCCAGAGCAAGAAGUGGUGAAUUUGUUCAUCCCAACACAGGCAGUAGGUGCCAUUAUUGGAAAAAAGGGCCAACACAUUAAGCAGCUAGCAAGAUUUGCAGGUGCUUCAAUCAAGAUUGCACCAGCUGAGAGUCCAGAUGCCAGUGAGAGGAUGGUUAUAAUUACAGGGGCCCCAGAAGCACAAUUCAAGGCCCAAGGACGGAUAUUUGGAAAACUGAAAGAAGAAAACUUUUUCAAUCCAAAAGAGGAAGUGAAGCUUGAAGCUCACAUCAAGGUGCCUUCUUCUGCAGCAGGUCGAGUGAUAGGAAAAGGUGGCAAAACGGUGAAUGAACUACAGAAUUUAACUAGUGCAGAAGUAAUUGUACCACGUGACCAAACUCCUGAUGAAAACGAGGAAGUUGUUGUCAAAAUAAUUGGUCACUUCUUUGCCAGUCAGACUGCUCAGCGCAAGAUCAGGGAAAUUGUCCAGCAAGUGAAACAGCAGGAACAGAAACAUCCACAAGGCACCCCGGCCUCGCAGCGCAGCAAAUGAGUCUGCAGGGUGCUGGCCAGCAACAACUGAUGAAUGUAGCCCUUCCAACACAUGAUAGAAUCACCGGACCAGGGAGCAAACCAAAGACUAUCUGACGGCAUCCAAGUCUGCCCAAGAGGCUGGGGCUCUACAGAGGACAUCCAGUACCCAGGGAGUGGGAAGGGAUGGGCUUCAGCCAGCAGGAACUGCCUCUCUCACCCCAUAGUCUCAUGGAGUCUCUCUAACAGUACAACGCUAUCCCUUUAGUUGGACUAACAUAGGCAGAAAUUUUGCAAAAAUUGUCUGUACAUGUAUGUACAUACUAGGAAAGCAUUUUUUUUUUUACACAGUGCAUGAGCUGCUGCACCAGAUAGCAUUAAUAUAUUUUAGAAUUAAUCUAGCUAACUAACUCCAGUCUUUAAUUUUUUAACAAUUAAAUUUUUUUUUUUAGAAAAAGCCAGCUUUUCUAGACUAAAAUUAAAAGGCUAGUCCGUUAUGGAUUACUUUAACAGAAAGUAGGAUGGGGAUGUAGGAUAGCCAGAACAAAAUUGAACGAGACUCAAAGGUGAACAAUACUUUGAAGGACUUCAGGAUGAUUAAUGGUAGCAGCACAUCAUCAUAGAUUGCCUGUUAAGUGCCAACAGAAGGGAUACCGUCUUGUUAGCAGAGGAAUCUCUAUGCAUUUCUUUCUCCAGCUCAUGUGAUCUUCUCUUUGCUUCACAGAUCUCAAACUGGUUUUUGCAUACAGUCUCUCAUUUUGUACCAGGGUGCAAUCCUCCAAGUACAUGCACAUGUGUACGUGUGUAUAUAUAUAUAUAUGUAUACACACAUACACAGUGUAUGUGUGUAUGUGUUGUAUAUAUACAUAGACACACACAAAAUGCCAAGCUUUAUAUCAGUUUCCUGAAAGGGUGGGGGAGGGGAAAACUUUGACCCUGCUUACAGGAAAACAGAGCACACUUGGUACUUUUGCAUGCAGAAUGCUGCCACCUAUACUUUGGGAAAUGGAUUUUUAAAAUGGGAUUAACAAGAGGGUGUUGGCCCAGGGCAUGAAAAUUGCAACUUUUUUCAAAAAAAAAAAAAGAAACAAACUACCUCAGGUGUUUUCAUACCUCAGCACCUUGCUCUUGUGUGUCCCUUUUUGAGAUUUUGUAUGCCUUGUAAAACUGAGAGUUGGAGCAUUUUUUUAUUUUUUUAAUAAAACUGAGUUGGAAAUAAAUUUAGACAAAAGACAGCUGCCAGGUGGAAGAAAACAUCAUUCUGUAUGAUGAUUAUUCUGUAUUAUUCUUCUGCUAGAUGUGAGUCAAUAACCUUCAAACAUAGUAAUAAUAAAAAAAAUAGACGUGCAAGAGACACUGGAGCAGAACUCCUGAGUUUGACAGGUUAAACACACUAUUAAGAGUUUUUCUGUGCUAACAGAUGGAUGUUAUGCUGGUUCUGUGAACAUGCCAUUGUACCAUUAGAUUGAAACACCAGUUUUCUCUACUUUAAAAGAGUGUUCUGUGGAAAAGCAAACAAAAAAACCAAAAUACAUCCAGCUAACAAGA
Thamnophis elegans (Western terrestrial garter snake) is the source of this 3455-nucleotide messenger RNA. It is a transcript of the gene IGF2BP2, whose product is annotated as insulin like growth factor 2 mRNA binding protein 2. Gene Ontology annotation, cellular component: cytoplasm; cytosol; nucleus. Gene Ontology annotation, molecular function: mRNA 3'-UTR binding. NCBI's taxonomy places the organism in Eukaryota, Metazoa, Chordata, Lepidosauria, Squamata, Natricidae. The transcript has 16 exons. The coding region runs from base 118 to 1929 and encodes 603 amino acids. Gene Ontology annotation, biological process: regulation of gene expression; nervous system development. The record is from RefSeq and is a predicted model, not a curated record.